This is a messenger RNA of Mesorhabditis belari, 4341 nucleotides long. NCBI's taxonomy places the organism in Eukaryota, Metazoa, Nematoda, Chromadorea, Rhabditida, Rhabditidae. The record is from the annotation of a GenBank genome assembly.
AUGAGUGAGAAAGACGACAUCGGCGGCGAACCGACAGCACCGUCGUCUGCACCUCAAGAGAUUGCUUCGCCAUACUCACCGACGAUUGGAGGCCUUCUCCAAUCGUGCGGCCCUCCUCCUAGCAAGAUGUUUAUCAUUGAUACCGAUGACGACGAAAUGGAAGCAGACUCUGCGCAAAUUGAACCACAGAAUGAUUUUUCUGAUUGUGACGCCAGAUCACAUGAGGAUUUUGACGAAGAAGCAUGCGACAAUUGCAAAAAUAUGGAGCUGACAGCAAGAAAGGCUUACGAAUCGUUGACUUCUUACAAGAAACAAAUCGAUAAAUUCACUUCGUUUGAGAAGGAAAAUCAACAACUCCGGAACAUCUAUAGUGAGAAUGCGACAUACUUGGAGGAAUUGCUUAAGACGCAAAAGGAGCUUGAAUCAAAAAAUACUCAAAUGGAAGCAGAAUUGCAAUAUGAGAAGAGACAAGCCGAAUCGCAUGAGGCUCAGAUUAAGAAAGCGUAUUCAAUGCUUCAAGAGAACCAGGCUCAUCUAGCUGCCGCCAACGAAUGGCGAGUCAAAUAUGAUGCGUCACAGGAAACCUUAAAACAAGUUCACGAAAUGAGAAAGACGUACGACGAAAAAAUGUCUGACACUCUCAAAGUGGCUCAGGCUUUGCAAACACAACUUGGAAGAGCUGAGAGGAAAGUUGAAAAACUUACGGAUGAGACGAAUGGCGUGCGAGCUCGUUUGAAAUAUAUUUCGGAUUACAUGCCUCUACUUUUAUCUGCUGUUGAUCUACUUUUAACAAGGUUUCCCCAGGAGCCUGAAAUUCGACAAAGAUACACAAGGCUUACUGAGCCUGACGUUCGUGUGGUUCUCAUGGGAAAGCGGAUCACCAGCAAAAUUUUGGAACAUGCAAUUGCUCAAGGAUCUACAACUUGGAUACAAGAUGUGGAUAAUCCGGAAUCGGCUGAAAUUGAGGACAGUCUGGAUCAGGAUUUGAGAUUGAGCGAAUCAGAGGAUGACGCGCUUGAGACUUCAUUUGACACGAAAAGUGGCUUCUCACAAAAGUUGCCCGCGAGAGCGUCACAACCAGCUCGAACACUGCAAGGCACAAAGAUUGAACGAAAGUCUCCCAAGAAGCUUUUCUCAAAGAGCAAUGAUGCGAUUGAAUCAGAGGAUGACGCGCCUGAGACUUCAUUUAACACGAAAAGUGGCUUCUCACAGAAGUGGCCCGCGAGAGCGUCACAACCAGCUCGAACACUGCAAGGCACAAAGAUUGAACGAAAGUCUCCCAAGAAGCUUUUCUCAAAGAGCAAUGAUGCGAUUGAAUCAGAGGAUGACGCGCUUGAGACUUCAUUUGACACGAAAAGUGGCUUCUCACAGAAGUGGCCCGCGAGAGCGUCACAACCAGCUCGAACACUGCAAGGCACAAAGAUUGAACGAAAGUCUCCCAAGAAGCUUUUCUCAAAGAGCAAUGAUGCGAUUGAAUCAGCGGAUGACGCGCCUGAGACUUCAUUUAACACGAAAAGUGGCUUCUCACAGAAGUGGCCCGCGAGAGCGUCACAACCAGCUCGAACACUGCAAGGCACAAAGAUUGAACGAAAGUCUCCCAAGAAGCUUUUCUCAAAGAGCAAUGAUGCGAUUGAAUCAGAGGAUGACGCGCCUGAGACUUCAUUUAACACGAAAAGUGGCUUCUCACAGAAGUUGCCCGCGAGAGCGUUACAACCAGGGCGAACACUGGAAGGCACAAAGAUUGAACGAAAGUCUCCCAAGAAGCUUUUCUCAAAUGCGGACAUUAUAUUACCAAAUACUAGCACUGUCAAGCUUUCAGUGAGCAAUGAUGCGGUUGAGACAGAUGAAACACCUAGCACAAUUCAUGAAAGAAAGACGGAGAUUGUUCGGAGACAAACAGGACUACCAGAAGCUGUUAAGAACAACUUAAUCAUUCGCCCACGAUCUAUAAUGACGCUUCAUUCUCCCACGACUUCAAGGGCAAUAAAAAGAAACACGACAUUCUUGAAAGCUCAACCAUUGGGUACUCCUAUUCCCAGUAAGCCGAAAUCCGAGACUACUCGAACAAGUGUCGCGGGCUUGGAAUCAAGUGCAUCAAGUGAUGAUGAUGAAUUGUUUGAUACGAUCUCUCCAAGUAAAAUAUCUACAAAUGAAAAUGUGAAAAAUAUCAGCUCACUCGAGCACGCAGAAGGUGACCCGACUGACGUACAUGGAGUUACUAGCACAAUUCAUGGAAGAAAAACGAGGACUGUUCGUGAACAACAACAAAAGAUGGGCAACAUUUCCGAUCGAAUUGCUAAACUCAAAGAAGAUCCAACUUUUGCAAAAGCGACCGUUGAAACAAAGGAAAUGCCAAAAGAUGAUAAGAACAACUUCACCAUCCUUCCACGAAUUCGGCGAUCCGCAACCAUGGCCAUGAAUGCACCAAAGUCAAGAGAAGGGGCAUCUGUCUCAUUUGAAUCUCCGCCGUUGGAUACACAGAUCGUCAAUAAGCCUGAAAAUGAGGGAGCCACAGGAUCGUUCGAAGGAAUGGCUUCUCAAGUCAAUGAUGUUUCCCAGCAGGACAAUCUGGAUCAGGAUUUACGAUUGAGUGAAUCAGAAGAUGAAGAUAUACCUGAUAUGCCAUCUGGCACGAAAAGAGUGUCCUUCUUUGUGAAACCGGUUGAACAAAGAUCUCCGGAGAAACUAUCUGCACCACAAGAUAUAAAUACGCCAAAAAGCCCAAGUGAAGCUUUGUCUACAGAAGAAAGUAAUUCAACUAAAACGCCUGAAACAAUCAAGACGACGCGUGAACGGAAAGCUAGGACGCCUAGUGGCCAACCACAAAUCACGAGAAAUGUUUCAAAACGAGUUGUCAAACCCGAAGAGGAUGCAAAAGCGACUAAUCAAACGAAAGAAGUCCCAAAGGAUGUUAAGCAAAACGUUGUCACUACUUCCCGACCAACUAGGGCUCUUCGAGCUACAACUAUUGCGACUACAACUAAAACACCAAGAUUGGUGAGAAAAAGAAACGCCGCAUGUAUAGAUGCUCAGCCCUUGGAUGCUCCUAUCACCAAUAAACCGAAAUAUAUGAAUACGCCUGAAAGCAUCGCUUCACAAAUUGAGGAUAUGUUCAAAAAGGUUGCCGAUGGAGUGCCAUUAAAAAAAGCCUCGGGUGCUUUAGCGGUUGAUUUGGAUGAAGCUGCGAAAAUAUUGGAUCCGCCUGCAAUUGCUACUUUAUUCAUCCAGGUGUUAAAUGUUACUGAAGUUGGCAACCUUUGGCUUUCAUUGACAAAGUCGCUCAAUGCAUAUCGGAAAUCAAACGAGGCUAAUGAUCUUAAUGAUGCAUUUAGGCACACGACAGCUAAGGUUGAAUUGGAAUUUAUCCAAGUGAUUAAUCAAAUGGAUCUCGACGGAGAGCUUUUUAACGAAACAUUCAACCGCGUUUGUACCUUGAUUUUUUGCCAAAAGCAACCUACGAUAACUCAGUUUUGCCGAAACGUUCGUGUUGCUUUUCUACUGCUUCAUUUCAACCAGGUUUUAUCGAAUGAAGAAAAAUUGAUUCGGUCUCGCAAAUUGGUCGAGUUUAUGCUUUAUGAACGAUCGGCGGAUCUCGCUUUAUCAUCGCUCUGUUUCCUUUGUUUCAAUGAAGGGCACAAAUUGCUUGAUUGGUUGAGAGGAGAUGAUAUUGAUGCCGUUCAACGUCAAAUUUGUUCACUUUUGGCCAAUCGUUCAAAUAAGACGCAAGAUUAUCUCGAUAUUUUGUCAUUCAUGUUCCCGAACGUAAUCCUUUCGCCACUGGACACUGAAGUCUUUUUGCAAAGCUGGAUAAAUGGUCUGAAGGCGCUGGAUGAAGAAAUUGCCAAUAAACCAACGGCAUUUAAACUGGUUGACGGAAAGUUUGAGGUUGACAAUAAUAUUCUUAAUAAGAUCGAGCAACUCAUCAUCUCUUUACCUUCCAACACACAUACACUACAGACUUUGGGAAUUCCGGAUAAUCUUGUCAAAGACUCGUUUGCGAUGAUUGAGCAGGGGAUUGUUGGCGCAACAAAUUCAACGGAUGGCGGUCUCUUCAGCGACUCGACGAAGUACAAUGUUGAAGUGGACAGCAAGAAGCUCAAUCUCCUCUGUGUGCAUCUGCUUUUGGCCAUCGACAUCAUUGGCGAAUAUGUACGAUCGAAGACAACACCGGAAAUUCGAAGACUUAUGGAAACCUUGAAGCAUGUGGAUGAAAAGGUUCCACUUUUGAUGUCGCGCUGUUCGCAGUCAAAAAUGUCAUCGGAAUGCAUCGCGUUGACAAAGGACAUCUUAUUGAACUGGCAACAAUCCACCAAGAUGCUCACCGAAUAUCAAUAUAUGGAA